UUUCUUUCGAACUCUUUCUAAAUCUUUGACAACUUCGCACACCACAAAAUCAUUCGGCGAUAUAUUCAGUUUAGUUUUAAGCGUGAUCUGUCGGGUAUGAGUUGAUCGCUCCUAUACGAAGCUAUGUGUGACCUUACUGUGACAGCAUUUGAAAGUUUUACGAAGCAUGACAUCUUCACUGACGACAUGCAUUCCACUUACAAUAACGACGACUACGAAAACGAGCCAAAAGACGACAUAGGCGACGAAGACACGAUAGUGGUCGACCUGGUACCGCCGUACGGAUACAGCCCACCGUCCAAAAUAUCGACGUCGCCGGGCGAGAAUGAAUCACCGACUUUGCAUAAGGAUCAACAGCAGCAUCACUUACAAUCUAACCAUCAGCAUCAUCAACAGCAGUCACAACAACAACAGACACCAAAUCCACCAGUGGAUACAGUUCGGCGAUACAGAACCGCCUUUACGAGGGAACAAUUGAGCCGUUUGGAAAAGGAGUUUAGCAGAGAAAAUUAUGUGAGCCGACCGAGAAGAUGCGAAUUGGCUACGCAACUUAGUCUGCCAGAGUCUACGAUCAAGGUAUGGUUUCAAAAUCGACGUAUGAAAGACAAACGACAACGAAUGGCCUUCUCGUGGCCGUUGACGAUGGUCUCGGAUCCGGCGUUCGCGACAUUGAUCGCGGCGGCGUCCGGCGCUCUGCCGAUCGCGCCCUAUCACGGUGCCCUGCCGAGCCUCCCAGCGACGGCGCAUCUGGCCCCGUCGGCGACGCCGUACGCGUCCGCGGCCGCGACUUACUACGCUCGUUACUCGCCGUACGGCGGUACCGCCAUAAGCGCGCUCCAUCGACCGCAUCCGCGGGCCGCGAUCGCCUCUUACCCGACGCACUCGCCGCACAUCCUGUCGCCCCAUCCGUCACACGUGCCUCUGCACUUCGGCCUGGGCGUGACCAGCAGCAAUGCCUUCUCCCCCGUCAGCAAUCCCUCCCCGAUCGCAUACGGUCCCCCGGCAUCGUUGAUGACGUCGGAACUCAGCCCGGUGAACUCCGAUACGAGUUCCAGCGAGUGCGACUGCGCCGCCGGUAAUCAACCGUCUCAGCACGUCAUGCACACGCCGCAUCACUCGCACCACUCGCGCCACGUGACGUCAUCUGGCAUCACUGCCGCGGUGCAGUCGAUCAGCCUCGGGGGAGCAGCGAGCUCGGAACAGUCGCCGGUGAAGCUGCCACCACAGAACGGUAUGAGUGCACCCAUUACUACGAUACCGAUUAUUUCCGAGAAUCUGUACAAUUUGUCGAUGACCUCGCCGUUGACGACGUCGACGCCGACGCCGACGUCGACGCCCACGUCGACGACGACGACAUCGACGGCGUCGACGAACAAAACCGAGUUGUUCCAACCCUAUAAGAAGUAAUUGGUUCUUGACUUGUGAUAUUUUUUUCUUUUCACGCGAAGAUUUAUACUUAACAUUCUCUAUCACGCAGAGAAGUUAGGUGUGGAGGAGAUGCUUCUAUAUGGUGCGAGAUAUUUACUGUUUUACGGGAGAAUAGCCUUGAUCUUUGUUCGCUUAUUGUUAGCUUUCUACGUGAUUCAUGCGUUUUUGUCUGUAUAGAUUUUUUUCUAAACAACGCCCGCUGGGUAGUCAAUAAACAUUUUGAGUUGAGUGUAAAAGAAAUGGUUUCUCUGUUAGCAUUUUGUGUCCGCUAUUGAGUACACGGUGAUUCCUAUCAACUUUUACUGCCAGUUGCGUAGAGAGAUCGAAGUAUUUCUCUGGAAGUAAUAGAGUAAUAUAGAUGUCAUAUUCAAUGCCUUAACAAUUAUUAAAUGAGUCCUCCCUUUUCGGAUCACAUUGAUGUACAGAAUGUUUAAUAUUUAGAUUAAAUUUAAUAAAUUAUUAUAUAAUUAAUUUCCACUUUAGAUCAUACGUUUUUUCCUCCGACUUUCUCAUCUCUUUAUUAUUUAUUUUAAGACUUAUACAUGUAUAUCUCGGGGAGAUUUCGAUAAUUUUUUGGCGAUAUAUGAUAUGGCAAAUUUUAUUUACGCUAUUAUUUUUGAUCGGAAAUGCAUUUACAAUUCAGUUUUGUAUAUACAUAUACAUGCAUAUACAAUGUUUUCUGUUUUUAUUUUUGGUAGAUUUGUCAAAUUUUCUGAGACAAAAAUUUGUUCAAUUUUUUAAAAAUUAAGUUAAUAGUGUAAUUGAAGAUUUAUUGGUUUUUUGAAAAUAUUUAAAU
Messenger RNA from Nylanderia fulva, 2224 nucleotides. RefSeq names its product segmentation protein even-skipped (gene eve). Gene Ontology annotation, biological process: regulation of transcription by RNA polymerase II. Gene Ontology annotation, molecular function: RNA polymerase II cis-regulatory region sequence-specific DNA binding; DNA-binding transcription factor activity, RNA polymerase II-specific. Gene Ontology annotation, cellular component: nucleus. The record is from RefSeq and is a predicted model, not a curated record. NCBI's taxonomy places the organism in Eukaryota, Metazoa, Arthropoda, Insecta, Hymenoptera, Formicidae.